UGUGUAACAAAAAGCCAUCAAACAGGAAGUGAAUCAUCCAGUGUCUCGCUACGAGCCGAAAAGAAAAUCGUUCCCGCGGUUAGAACCCGAAUUCUCUCUCUUUUAGACCUCUUUGACCCGGUCCGUUAUGGCCCGGUUCAGUUGGAGUCUUUGGACGCUCUGCUUCCUGGUCUGUUCCGGUCUGGCUCUGGAUUGUGACUGGGGCGUUGAUCCGCAUCAGGGUCUGGACAUGGCCUACCUAGAACGAGGAGCGCUCCCCCUGGAAAAGGCCUGGAGGGACCUCGACCUGGACUCUUGCCGGACCGCGUGCUGCGCCGAGCCGGACUGUGACCUGGUCCAGGUGAGAGUCUCCGCGGAGGGGGUACCGCUGUGUCUGCUGGUCCGGUGUGUGAUCGGGGACCGGGACGUGUGUGUCCUUCAGCCCAGCACCGAUGACCAAGUCUACCGCAGGAACCGAACCAGGACCGGCACGGACCCGGACCAAGGGAAGAAGACUCACCUGAGACCGCUGAUGGGACACCUUGAGACCUCCGCGACCACCGCGACCAAUCACAGAACCGAGAGGAAGGAGGAGAGGAACGAGGAGAGGAACGAGGAGAGGAACGAGGAGAGGAAGGAGGAGAGGAACGAGGAGAGGAACGAGGAGAGGAACGUUCAUUGUCGUCUCCCGAUGAAGGUUGGUCAUUGUCGCGCUGCCUUCCCAAAGUUCUUCUAUGACUCGACCGUUCACAGCUGUCGAGGCUUCAUCUUUGGCGGCUGUGACGCUAACGCCAACAACUUUGAUUCCAAGCAGGAGUGUGAGGACAGGUGCAGGGGAGUGACAGGUCCUGUACUUCCUGAUGAGUCGACUCCUGCUCCUCCACUUCCUGUUAAAGUUGCUCACCUGCUUCCUGCAAAAGGUGUGGUUGAUCCUGCAGCUUCACAGUCUGGACCCUCUAAGAGGACAGAACAGUGUAUGGUGUCUCCUGAUCCUGGUUCCUGCCGCGCCGCCUUCCCCAAGUUCUACUACGACCCAAACACAUCCACAUGUCAGACGUUCAUCUACGGUGGUUGUCGUGGAAACCAGAACCGCUAUGACAGUCUGGAGGAGUGUAUGAGCCAGUGCAGCGGGGACGGUGAGUUUGAAGGUCAUGAGAAACCUCGUAACCGCUGGACUGCAGGCGUCUUCCUCUUUGUCACUCUGGCGUCCAUCUCUGCUCUGCUGCUUGGGACGCUUAUCGUCCUCACGUUGAGACGCCACCGUCUGCCCCGCCGACCUUCCUCCAUCAGUGAUAAAGAGGAGCUUCUUCAUGAUUCUUCAUCUCUUGAGUCUCUGAGCGUCCCACAGAGUCCUGAACCGCACCAGGCCUGAGGGGGGGCUGAUCCAUGUUGGGGGGGGGGGGGGGGGGCAUCACAGUGAUGACAUCACAGUCUGAGUGGCUUUUAUCGUGUUAAACAUAUUUCUCUUCAAUGACAUCACUUUCUAUUUUCAGCAUGUUUAUUUACUUUAUGACUUAUUUUGUUCUUUGUUUCUUUUAAAUGACAAUCAAAGGUAAUUAGCUUAGCUUAGCAUGAAGUCAAACAACACAUACAGCAAAACAUCCAUCCUGUUCUUCAGUGCAGCUCUCUGAUUGGCAGGAACAGAUGGAGGACGCAGGGUUCAUGUUGCCCAGUCUUUAUAACUCUGAGCUGAUUUUAUUUGAACAGUUUAUGAGAUUGACCUUUGGCCUUUGAGAUGUAAUGAUUUAAUUAUGAUUAUGAGAUGUAACCCUUUCAAAAUAAAAGUAUUUUUAUCUGCUCUGUUACAAUCAUUGUAAGCUACAUUUAACUAAUAAACCACCAGGAAAUGA
Messenger RNA from Labrus mixtus (cuckoo wrasse), 1829 nucleotides. RefSeq names its product serine peptidase inhibitor, Kunitz type, 2 (gene spint2). NCBI's taxonomy places the organism in Eukaryota, Metazoa, Chordata, Actinopteri, Labriformes, Labridae. The record is from RefSeq and is a predicted model, not a curated record. Gene Ontology annotation, molecular function: serine-type endopeptidase inhibitor activity. The transcript has 9 exons. The coding region runs from base 128 to 1351 and encodes 407 amino acids.